AUGGCUCUCUCGAUGGCUCGGCAGCGCCGCCCGCCGAGGGGGGGAUCGGCGGUGGGGGGGGAAUCUUCCUACUCGAAGGAGGACAAGAAGGGACAGGAGGAUGAGGGGCGAAGGGGCCUGAGGUGGGUGUUACCGCUCAUGGCGCUCGGGGUCCUGAGGUACAUGAGCGCCACCUCGAACAUCAUCCACGACUGCGAUGAGGUUUUCAAUUACUGGGAACCUCUCCACUAUCUUCUUUACAAGUCUGGUUUUCAGACCUGGGAGUACAGGCGAGUCUCCAAUCCUGCCAUUCGUUGAUCCCUUCCAACGUUUAUUAAUCAUUUUUGUUCGCCUGUUGCCCCGGCACCGGGGAGUUUGCUCAUGUAAUAUUAUGGCAGCCAUCGGACAGAAGACCGCAUGACUUGGGGAAUGCAUCGCGAUAAUGAUGUGCCAGUUCUUGCAUGUUUGUAGUUCAGCGCAGUGUUGAUUUCUCUUUUAUCUCGUGUUAUCCCCGAUACCCUCUUAAGUUAGGAAACAUUUUUUUCAUUUUAUCAUUAUUUCUAUGAGGAUCCCGUUUACAUAAGCAACAUAAAAAUGAAUAUUUGACAGCCUCUCCCUGUGGUGGUGUAAAGCGGCCUUCAAUAUAUAUGAAGCCAAUUCAUCAAAUCCUGGGUUAUUUGCUACCUCAGACUAUUCGCCACUAUAACUAAGAGCAUAGCAUGCAUGACAGUAAAUAUUUAUGCAUUUGUCUUCUAGUACACUCGUUUACUCUUAUGGUGUUAAUUCAUAGAGCAACUGAAACAAUUCGGUCAGUAGUGCUCAGCAUCUAUUUCUUGGAAAUAUCGUAUCCCUCUUUUCCUCAGACUGAUGACUAGUACUUUUCUAUUGCAGCUCUGCAUUUGCCCUUCGAUCUUACCUCUACAUUUUCUUUCAUGCAUUAGUUGCCGAACCUGUUUCCUGGUUGUUCAGUGAUGAAAAGGUGCUGCGUCCAAUUCACAUUUUUAUUUUAUCUUUUUUCCUUCGAUUGGUUUCCAAUGCCUUAAGUUUGACAUUCUGCCUUCUCCUGUGACUUCUGUGCUGAGUAAACCAGGUUAGGGUCUUUUAUUCAGUCAGACUGUUCCUUGGCCUAAUCUCAAUAGUCACAGAGACGGCAUUGGUUGUAGCACUUUCGAAGAAGUAUGGUAAUAGGCUCGCUUGUUAUACCCUUGCCAUGCUAUGCUUGACAAGUGGCUGUUUUUUUGCUAGCACAAGUGAGUAUUUUUUACCUCAUCCUUUUUGUGUAAUAAUUCCUCUUCUCAUUAAUAGUUUACAACUAUUUUCUUCUUCGCUGUGACUUUUCUGAUAUACUAAGCAAUGGGUGCGCUUUCAGGUUUCUUGCCCAGCAGCUUUUCAAUGUACUCUGUCACUCUUUCGUCAGCUCUGUUUCUUCUUGGUAGACAUGCUAUGGCGGUUUCAGUAGCAGCAGCAGGAGUCAUUGUGGGCUGGCCAUUUUCAGUUUUAGUUGUUCUACCUCUUACAAUCUAUUCCUUAACAAAAGGAAACUUCAAACUGGUGUUUCUUUCAGGCACAAUUACUUCUAUUCUCAUUCUUGUAAGUUUCACAAUAAUUAAUUUCUUGACACAAAAUAAUAGGUGAACUUGAUGCAUAUUUUGGUCUUCAUACACCACAAUAACGAGCAUCUUUGGAUUUCUUUUCAGGCCAUUUCAGUACUUGUUGACCGCUACUUCUAUGGAAGAUGGACAUCAUCUGUUGUCAAUCUAUUGGCUUACAACGUUUUAGGGGGUGGUGAAAGUCAUUUGUAUGGAACAGAAGGGCCACUCUUUUAUUUUAAAAAUGGAUUCAACAACUUCAACUUUUGUUUCAUUCUUGCCCUGCUCUUCUUGGCUAUUCUGCCAAUUGCAAGAAAAAAGUAUGCACCAGACCUAUUGGUUGUGGUUGCCCCUGUCUAUAUCUGGCUGAUUUUUAUGUCUUUGCAGCCUCAUAAAGAAGAAAGGUAAAAAUGCGUGCGAUGUUUGUGUUUUUUGCAUUUCCUGGCCCGACAGAUUAUCAGAUUUUGCUUGAAAAAUGCUGCUUUGCUUCAUCAUAUUUGUAGAGCAUCAAUAGCUAUACUUGUUUUCCAUGGGAGUGGAAUUUAUUUCUCUAUUGACUAUUACAGUCCAAAUUGGUUGCAGACUAAUACAUCAUCCUUAUUCGCUCAUAUAAGAAGCUAGCUCAUCAAAUGCAUUUGAUAUGUGGUCUUGAACUUGGGCAAAUUGCUCUGCGCACACCAGAUGUCUUUAGUUGUUAGAUAUAUAGAACUUUCAUUGGAUCGGGUUUGUGUUCAUCCAGUGAGACCAAGACACAGGCUUCCUGCGAUCUUUUCCCCUUAAUGGAAGUAGAGUAUCAGAAAGUAGCACCUCGAUUGCCUUAGAAUAGUGGUUUAUAGAACUGUUAAUUAUCAGUUUGUUGUUUAAUUUGUAAUCCUCAAUACACUUAUUUUACAAGAUACUAAUUCAACAAAGUCCAUUAAUGAUUUUACAAGAUACUAACGCAUAAAGUAUCUUGAAAGAGAUAAAUUUCUGAAUUUGUGUACGUGAUAUGCAUGUGUUUUCUAUUUGCUUCUGUACAAUAUUUAUCUAAAGUCUGAAAUCAUCUUAGCAUCAAGUUUCAGUUUGUGAUACUGAAAUCAGUUCCUUUGGAUCCUGUCAAGUUCAAUCCACUGGAAAUGGGAUUAUGUUAGCAACCCGUAUAUAUUUUUGGGUAGGGUAUGUGCUACCUUGAAUCAUUGUAAUUUUUAAAUUGAUCGGUAUUUUUUCUCGAUUGGCUAUCUUGCCUAAAAAAAUUCAAUAGCUAUCCAUGCCACCUGACCCUGCCCUUUUGAGUGGUCUUCUCGUGUGCAAGGUGUAUGUUCAAAGAACCUUAACUUGCUGUCUAUCUGCAGAUUUCUCUAUCCAAUAUACCCACUUAUUUGCAUUGCUGCAGCAGCUGUUAUCGAAAGCAUUCCAGAUCUUUUCCGUGACAAGUAUGCGAUUGAAGACUCAAUUAUUGUUAAGGUAAUGGGGAAAUUUAGUGCUGUCUUGUUUAUUUUCCCUUUACACCUUGCUGGCCAAAGUGGGUCAUUUACUUCUGUUGGUUGACUUGAGCAGGUUGCCAAAGCAAUCAGACCAAUAGUUCUUUCAGUCAUAUUAUGCACCUCCCACAGCCGGACUUUCUCUUUGCUUCAUGGAUACUCUGCACCACUGGCAAUAUACAAGCACUUAGAGCAUCACGAUGAUGCUGGAGUAGGUAAUACGUUCAAUAAAACUUCCAAAGGGGUUUGUCAAAAGUAUUUUCAGAAUAAUUACCAUUUAUAAAUGAAUUCUUCUAAUCAACUUAGAAAUGCUCCGGAUUCUAUUCCAUGUUAUAUCAUUCUUAAAACUUCAUGGGUGAUUAUGUUUAUGCUUUGCAUUUAUAUCAAUCGAUUCUCAGUCUCAGUUCCCUUGACUCAAAAAAUGCCGAUUCUCCAGAAAUUUCUGGAAGUUUUUGGGCAGCAUGAGUCUACAAUGACGGAUCAGCUUAUUAGUUAGCUAAUUGUGUACAUUAAUUGCCGUGAGUUAUCUCCAAAUGAUUGCAGGAAGAAAGUUUGUAGUUGCAUAUAUGAUGUAUGUUUGUAAGGGCUACUCCUCAACAUACGGGUACUAGAAAUGAAGAAAAUAAUUUCCCUAUUUUCAUAUGAAGCGAAGCACAUCGCCUAUUUAAAUGUUUGAGAAUGUCAGACUUUGCUCUUACGACUAAUAUUCUUUUAUGCUGUUAACUUGGGUUUUCUUUAAUCUCAAAGAUAGGUUUAAAUGUGUCACAGAUUAUCUGGUUGAUGGUAAAUCACAGUCACAAUUCUCCAAUUUGUUGUUUAUUUCAUAGAUUACUGAAAUUUCUCAUUGUUACUAGUAGGUGGCCCUAGGACGCCCUUAGCUUGCUCAGUACAAGCUUGGCAUUCUUCAGGUCCUGUCGUCCUCAGGCUUUUGCCCUUCUAAGGGAGGAUGCUGGAGCUCCCUGUGAUUAGGGCAGAGGAACUGACAGGCUUUGGACAAGUAAUUUCUUGGGCCUAGGCAUUUGUUUGGUUACAGAGGAGGCUGCAAAGAUGGCCAUUGAUGUAGGAUGUUGAAGGCCUCUGGGCUGUAGGAAAGGAGGCUGUGGUGAACCUCUGGUUGAUGGGAGGGAGAUGCGCAGGAGAUGCUGGUCUGUGAAUCUCCUGUUGAUCAGGGACGCAGAUGAGAGAGGGAGUGGCGGGCCUUCGGGUGCUGCCAGAGGGCAAAAUGGGGAGGUGACUGAUCUCUGGGCUUGUUCAGCACAGCCAUAGCCAUAGCCAUAGCCAUAGCCGUAGCCAUAGAUGACUGCUCUCUGAGCUCGUAUACUGGUACUGAUUUCCCCAUUUCAGGCUCUGUGCUCUGUGUCGGAAGCGAAUGGCACCGGUACCCCUCCUCCUUCUUCGUGCCCUCGUACAUCAGCCAAGUGCGGUGGAUCGACGAUGGCUUCCGCGGGCUCCUUCCCUUCCCUUUCAACUCAACGCUCGGAGGAACUGCCUCAUCGCCACCCCACUUCAACAGCAAGAACACGGCGUCCGACCAGCAAUACGUAAUUUCUGAGAACUCCACUCCCAUGAUUUCUCAUAAGAAUACGCCACGCUAAUGCUCUGGAAAUUCUUCAGCUGAAGGAUCUCGAUGUCUGCACAUUCCUCGUAGAGCUGGACCUGAGGCGCCCGUACCCUUCUCGAGGAAGCGAUCUGUCGCAGUGGGAGGUAAAAAUAGCUUCCUGUUCCAUCGUCUGGGCCGGAUCGAUCUCUCCAUCUGAGGCCGCCAUGGUGAUUUCAGACGCUGGCGGCGAUCCAUUUCCUCGACCGGGAGCUCUCGCCGGCCGUCUACCGGUCGUUCUUCAUCCCGCAUCUUUGGCACAAGGAGAACGCCUUCGGCCUGUACAGGCUCCUGAGGAGAGUACCAGCGAGAAGCGGACCUUCGUGA
Molecule: messenger RNA, 4952 nt
Organism: Spirodela intermedia
Lineage: Eukaryota; Viridiplantae; Streptophyta; Magnoliopsida; Alismatales; Araceae
Source: the annotation of a GenBank genome assembly